This is a messenger RNA of Macrosiphum euphorbiae (potato aphid), 273 nucleotides long. Lineage: Eukaryota; Metazoa; Arthropoda; Insecta; Hemiptera; Aphididae. The record is from the annotation of a GenBank genome assembly.
AUGAAAAUUUUAACAUCUUAUCAUCAACUUCGCAACUUUAAAGAAAGUCCAGAUGGAAGUUCUGAUUCUGAACUAUCGGACGAUGAUGAACCUAAUUCACCAUCUAAAGAAACCUUGGUUGCAGAAUCUGAUAGAUAUAGCGAUUGUUCAGCUGAUGGAAAUGAUUUGCUAGUAAUCCCUUCUUCAGAUGAAGAAAUAUUUUCUGAGGAUGCAGAUAAUAUACCUUUGGCAGUAAGAAUUGAACGUUUAAAUAAAAAAAAAAAAAAUCUAUAA